Messenger RNA from Prunus armeniaca (apricot), 1350 nucleotides. Lineage: Eukaryota; Viridiplantae; Streptophyta; Magnoliopsida; Rosales; Rosaceae. The record is from the annotation of a GenBank genome assembly.
AUGGGGAGCAAAGCCAAGGCCAAGGCAAGGCAUGCCAAGGCCACGACAAGGCAAGUCAAGGUUUGGCAAGUGAAGGCUUGUCAAGGCUUGGCAAGGCAAGGCAAGGCAAUGCGAGGCAAGGCAUGCCAAGGUAGGGCAAGGCAUGCCAAGGCCAAGGCAAGGCAAGUCAAGUCGGGGCUUGGCAAGCCAAGGCAUGCCAAGGCCACGGGAAGGCAUGCCAAGGCCACGACAAGGCAAGUAAAGGCUUGGCAAGCCAAGGCAUGCCAAGGCCACGGGAAGGCAUGCCAAGGCCACGACAAGGCAAGUAAAGGCUUGGCAAGGCAAGGCAAGGCAAGGCAAGGCAAGGCAAGGCUUGGCAAGCCAAGGCAUGCCAAGGCCAUGGCAAGGCAAGCCAAGGUUGUGGCAUGCCAAGGCAAGGCAAGGCAAGUCAAGGCUCGGCAAGGCAAGCCAAGGCCACCGCAAGGCAAGUCAAGGUUUGGCAAGGCAAGGCAAGUCAAGGUUUGGCAAGGCAAGUCAAGGCAAGGGAAGCUAAGGGAAGGCCACGGCAAGGGAAGGCAUGCCAAGGCAAGGCAAGCCAAGGCAAGGCAAGGCAAGGUAAGCCAAGGCUCGGCAAGGCAAGGCAAGUCAAGGCUCGGCAAGGCAUGCCAAGGCCACCGCAAGGCAAGUCAAGGUUUGGCAAGGCAAGUCAAGGCAAGGGAAGCUAAGGGAAGGCCACGGCAAGGGAAGGCAUGCCAAGGUAGGGCAAGACAUGCAGAGGCCACGAUAAGGCAUGUCAAGGCAAGGCAAGGCAAGGCAAGGCUCGGCAAGGCAUGCCAAGGCCACCGCAAGGCAAGUCAAGGUUUGGCAAGGCAAGUCAAGGCAAGGGAAGCUAAGGGAAGGCCACGGCAAGGCAAGGCAUGCCAAGGUAGGGCAAGACAUGCAAAGGCCACGAUAAGGCAUGUCAAGGCAAGGCAAGGCAAGGCCACCGCAAGGCAAGUCAAGGUUUGGCAAGGCAAGGCAAGUCAAGGUUUGGCAAGGCAAGUCAAGGCAAGGGAAGCUAAGGGAAGGCCACGGCAAGGCAAGGCAUGCCAAGGUAGGGCAAGACAUGCAAAGGCCACGAUAAGGCAUUUCAAGGCAAGGCAAGGCAAGGCAAGGCAAGGCAAGGCAAGGCAAGGUAAGCCAAGGCUCGGCAAGGCAAGGCAAGUCAAGGAUCGGCAAGGCAUGCCAAGGCCACCGCAAGGCAAGUCAAGGUUUGGCAAGGCAAGGCAAGUCAAGGUUUGGCAAGGCAAGUCAAGGCAAGGGAAGCUAAGGGAAGGCCACGACAAGGCAAGGCAUGCCAAGGUAGGGCAAGACAUGCAAAGGCCACGAUAA